Messenger RNA from Phytomonas sp. Hart1, 1122 nucleotides. The record is from the annotation of a GenBank genome assembly. Lineage: Eukaryota; Euglenozoa; Kinetoplastea; Trypanosomatida; Trypanosomatidae.
GAACCUGAAAUAUUUAAGGAAAGAUUACCCUACCGUUGUCUCAUUCGAACAUUGAUAUUCUCUUUCUUAAUGUUUCCUUUAUUGUAUGUCCAUAUAAAUAAAUAACGUAUUCAUACUUAUAUAUAUAUAUAUAUAUAUCCUAGUUCAUGUGGCGCCAGAUUCUUACGAAGGCAGGGGUCUACGUAAACCCCACCAUUCAGAGGCUGCACAUUGCCGCAAAGGAUUGCCAAGGAUUGGUCUGCUCAGAUGCCAUCGUGGAUGGCGAGGUGAUCGCGGCGAUACCUUUUUGGUAUUGUACCUCUCCAAUCAUUUCUCUUGCAUCGCCGUGGGGAAAACAGUUAGGGACUCACUUAUCAGAUGUCUAUUAUCGUAUUGAUGAGGCUCAGGUCGAUUUUAGUAAGGAAAGCUUGCUCACUGUUGUUUUGACCGCUCUCUCUAUGGAACCGCAUUGUAUUUUGGCGAAUUACUUGAAUUUUUUACCAAUUGAGCGCGAGUCUGAGUUUUCUUUGAGAAAUAAGCUUGGCGAUGCCAUGAUGCAGAAGCUUCACCACAUCCAGAAAAUCAACGAUGAUAUUAUGAAAGACACGCAAAUUGUUUUACGUUAUUGCGGUGUAAAUGUUGAAUUGGAUCGGCUGCGACGCGCGCAUGCACUUUGUGAGAGUCGUUGCGUCGAUAUACCGUUUAGUGAGGAAGUCUUUGGAGGUCCCGCAUUCGUUCCUUUUGUUGAUCUGAUUAACCAUGGUGAUACACAAAACAUUACCGUUCUCUUAACCUUUUCUGAUGAUGCCGUGCAGCGCGCGAAGAGGUCCUCCUGUGCGAAUAUGAUAUCAACAAAGACUCCUUUUUACGUUAUGGUUUUGGCUGCGUGUUCCCUUUCUUGUGAUGAAGAGCUGACCUACCCGUACGUUGAUCCCAACGAAGAGGCUUUGCUGUACCAAAACCCACUUUAUUGGGCUCUCCGCUUUCAUUUUUUACCUUAUUCUAUAGAAGAAAGGAUCAAAUUAUUAGGUGAAGAAAAAUCAGUAAUGCGUAAGGGAAAAAAAUAACAAUCCAAUAUAACAAUACGGUGUCAAAAAAAAGAGAUUGCGUCAUUACAUUUUAGUCUCACAAACGUAUUUUAAA